CAAAGCGCAAUGUUCAACGGAGGACGGAUUAAUCAGCGUGACCUUGUCGUUUGUUUCGACCCGUUUCGGGACGAAUCGAAGGGCAUGCAGAUUUUUGCGCAUGGGUCAUGUGAAUUUUGUGAAAUAAAGUCGAGCGGAGCCGUGCAACGAUGGGAUGACAGUUGCAGGAGAUUCUGGAAACCCCCUAUAUUCGCGUGUUGGUCUGGCCUGCGGUACAGCUCUCUCGGUCGCUCAGUUCACGCCGGCCCAAGAUGGCCGGGCUUUGGGAUCUGGUGACAGUGAGUCGUGCAAGGGAUAUGAUGACAAAUUACGUUUGAACUUUUUUUUGACUCACUCAUAUAUUAAAAAAAAUCAACGCCCCCCUCUUCCCUCCCACCCUUGUUCCAUUUCGACUCUUAACUCCCCUUUUUUUUGCCAAAAUCUUUUCAAUCCGUCAAGACAUAGCAUGAUAGUACCAGGAAGAAAAUGGGUGAGAAGCACGAACUGCGUCUUAAAAGCCCAGUGGGUGCGGAGCCCGCUGUGUAUCCCUGGCCGUUACCAGUCUAUGACAAACACCAUGAUGCUGCUCAUGAAAUUAUUGAAACCAUCCGAUGGGUGUGUGAGGAGGUCCCUGAUCUUAAACUUGCUAUGGAAAACUAUGUGCUAGUGGACUAUGAUACCAAAUGCUUUGAGAGUAUGCAGAAGCUAUGUGAAAAGUACAACCGGGCCAUGGAUAGCAUUCAACAAUUGUGGAAAGGGACGACACAGCCCAUGAAACUGAACACUCGGCCUUGCAAUGGCCUGCUGCGACAUAUCCUGCAACAGGUCUACAACCACUCAGUGACCGAUCCAGAGAAACUGAACAAUUAUGAACCCUUUUCCCCUGAGGUUUAUGGAGAAACAUCCUUUGAUUUAGUUGCUCAAAUGAUUGAUGAGAUCAAGAUGACUGAAGAUGACACUUUUGUUGAUUUAGGAAGUGGAGUGGGUCAAGUAGUGUUGCAAGUUGCUGCAGCUACACAAUGCAAGCAUUAUUAUGGUGUAGAAAAGGCAGAGAUACCAGCAAAAUAUGCAGAGACAAUGGAUACAGAGUUCAGAAAAUGGAUGCGAUGGUAUGGGAAAAAAUAUGGAGAAUACACACUGGAAAGAGGUGACUUCUUAUCUGAAGAAUGGAAAGAAAAAAUUGCAAGUACAAGUGUUGUGUUUGUAAAUAAUUUUGCCUUUGGUCCUGAGGUGGAUCACCAGUUGAAGGAGCGAUUUGCAAAUAUGAAGGAAGGUGGCAAAAUUGUCUCUUCCAAACCCUUUGCACCAUUAAAUUUCAGAAUAAACAGCCGGAACUUGAGUGAUAUUGGCACUAUCAUGAGAGUUGUGGAGUUAUCACCACUGCGAGGCUCAGUUUCAUGGACUGGUAAACCAGUCUCCUACUACCUGCAUACAAUUGAUCGGACCAUACUUGAAAACUACUUUUCUAGUCUCAAAAAUCCAAAACUCAGGGAGGAACAAGAGGCAGCUAGACGUAGACAACAAAAGGAGAAUAAAGAAAAUAAAAGUAGUACAGCAACUCCAACCAAGGAUUCUAGUCCAGAAGAAGAUAAAAUUGGGGUAACUGGGAUCAAAAAAGCAUCUUCACCUGCUAAACCACGCAAGACGAAGAUAAUUAGCAAAGGCAAGAGAAUUGCAGUCAGAAAAAGAGGUCGCCCCAAAAAAAUGAGCACUGCAAGGAAUACCAAGACAAACCAAUCUGCACUGGAUCUUUUACAUGCGCAGACUCUGUCGGCAUCCUCACCUCAGGAUGCAUACAAGUCACCUCAUAGUCCAUUUUACCAACUACCUCCCAAAGUGCAACGCUAUUCACCCAAUCAGUUUUUACUGGGUCCUACACCACCUGCACUACAGAAGCUGCUAGAGUCUUUCAGGUUACAGUAUCUUCAGUUUAUGGCAUAUAUGAAGACCCCUCAGUACAAGACAAAUUUACAGCAGUUGUUGGAUCAGGAAAAGUUGAAGAACAUGCAGUUGACAGGAAAAGCACAGCAGUUGUUUAGGCACUGUCAGACACAGAAAGAAGAAGUGCGGCUUCUUUUUCAACAAAAACUUCAAGAGUUGGGUAUAAAGGCCAUGACAUUCAAUGAUUUACUCCAAGCACAGAAAGAGAUCAUCGCUCACAACAGGCAGCUAAAAGAACAGACAAAGCAGCUGGAAAAAGAUAAUGGUGAUCUCAGGAAGCACAGUCUGCAGCUGCUGAAAGCCCGAUGUGAAGAGCUAAAUUUGGAUUGGUCAUCCCUGUCUUUGGACAACCUGCUGAAGGAGAAACAAGCUUUGAAGAGCCAGAUCUCAGAAAAACAAAGGCACUGCUUAGAACUUCAGAUAAGCAUUGUGGAGUUGGAGAAGAGUCAACGACAGCAAGAGUUAAUACAGCUCAAGUCGUACAUGCCAUCAGAUGAUGUAUCUCUUCAGUUGCACCACAAAAGCAAAAACUGUGAGAUGGAUGCAGAAAAAAACAGAUAUCAGCUGGAGAUUGAAUGUCCUAAAAUUUCAGUGGCAAAUAUGAAUGGUCUAAGUCCUGAACUCUCUAUUAAUGGAAAUGCAACUCCUUUUGAAAUUAACAGUUCUUUAAACCGACCUUCCAAAUCACAGAACGUGUACAACACUGUGUUUCCAGACCAGGAGAAUGGACUAUGUAUCCCAAACAUUAUGAGUAAACACAAAGCAGACAGAUUACCAAGUCAUUCUCUACCGGAUUACACCAGGUUUUCUCCAGCCAAAAUUGCACUUCGUCGACAUUUGAACCAAGAUCAUAAUGGAAGUGAAAAACUUGCCCAUGAAGUACAACAGACCUGUGCCCAGAGGAUUGAAAACCUAAAAGAAACUGGCCUCCCACAUCCAAGUCCAGGAGUUACAAAUAGUGUCGAGUAUAGUUCGAGUGAACAGCAGCAGCCCUCGUCCCCAAUAUCCCAGCAGAUCACAUGUGAGAAAAGUGCAGAGAAGCUUUCUAAAGAUGGCAGCAAAAGUCCAGCUAAUAACUCUGAAACCAUAACCAGCCUACCGAUCAGUAUUCCACUGAGCACUGUUCAACCAAACAAAUUGCCUGUCAGCAUUCCUCUGGCUAGUGUAGUUCUACCAGUCCGUGCUGAAAAAGUGAGAAGCACACCAAGUCCUGUUAAUGUUUCAAAUCGUGAUUUACCAAUGCUUGACAAACAAUAUGGUGCUAACUAUGGAAAUGUGGCUGGAAAUAAAUCACAGUCUUUGACUAACUCAGGUUUUUGUUACUCAGCUGGCUCUGUGGUAGCCAAUGGGGUCCGUUCUGGUUCUCCAAGUCAAUCAGCACUCAAUAGUCAUGACAAGACAUUAGAAGAUUCUGAUUCUACCAAUGAGGGUAUUCUUGCCAACAGUUCUGUCCUGCAGAACGUAAACCCACAGAAUCCAACAAUACACCUGAUGCAGUCUCAGAGUUCUGAACAGAACUCUCCAACUACACAGCAUUCGGUCAGCCCGAGGUUAACCAGCUCUCAAAAUCUAGCAAUGAAUUCUUCAAGCGUUGGUGGGGUUUUACAGUACAUGGACACACACAAAGUCUUCUCAGAGGUAAUAAAAAAAGAUUUACAGCCAGACCAAGGUGCCUCGGAUCAGGAGAAUGAAUCUAAACGCAAAAUAAUAUUUUCCACUGCUAAUGGUGGGAAUGUCAAACAGCCCACUUUAAAUAAACUGAAUCCUCUCACUUCAGCAGUCAAGUUGGAAUCUGGACAGACAGUGUCACAAGAAGGAAAAAAGAAGGGCAGAAGGAAACGUUCUUUAACAUCCAGUUUAAAUGCAGGUAGCUCUCCAAAGCGAAAAUCGCUGCUUGCUGCAUUAGGGCUUUCUUCAGGAUCUCCUUUGAACAUAAGUUCCAUGGUCAAUAACAUCAAUCAGCCUUUGGAAAUUACAGCAAUUUCAUCACCAGAAACUUCAGUGAAGAGCUCUCCUAUUCCCCAUCAAGAUAAUGAGGGACCUCCAAAUUUGAAAAAGAAGAAGGUGUUUGCCUCCAAUGGCGUUCAUUAUUCUCCACUUACAUCUGAUGAAGAGCAGGAGGAGGAAACUGAACAGCUUAAUGGAAGAAUUGACAAGAAAAUGGUGCAGAAUCAGUGUACUGCAUCAAUUGAAAGUAAAGAAAUUCCAAUUGUUUGUGGAGAUGAUGAGCAAGGUGGAAGCUUACCAGUGCGGAAGCAAGGACUCGGUUGCAGUAAUACAACUAAUAGUAGUAAAUGGAAAUCCACUUUCUCUCCAAUAUCUGAUAUCAGUUUGACGAAGAACUCCGACAACACAUCCCAGUCAGCAGUUGCUUUAUGCCAAGUAUCUCCUUUUGGCACCAGGCCUGUUACAGGUGAACUUUCAGUCAGUGAUGCUAAAAUGGGAUCCCAUCAGAGGAAGCACAUCACCACCCCAGUCUCGGUGGAGGAAAAUGGUUGUCAUGCACACUCACCUAUCACUUUUAAUUACCGUUCUGGACAAUCUGCAGAUAUCAGUUUACAUAAUUAUAAUGAAGGUGCUUGUUUAGCUCGUAAAACUUCAGAGAUGGUGGGGCUGAAUUCCAGUGCACUGUACCAGCUGACCAGGAGCAAAGCCGACUCCAAUAUUGACUCCAAUCUCUCCUCAAACAAGAAGCAACCCGAUGGGUUGACUGGUGCAAAAAGUGAUGAGCUGAGCAAGUCAGGGGUCAAAGGUAUUUUUAACCAUGUGGUGCCUUCAGUCUCUUCUCAUCAGUUUGGAGCCAAUUCCAGCAAUGUUCCAGUAUCUAGUAGCACGAUGUUAAACUUUAACCCACUACAGACUGUACUUACUACUACCCAUUCAUUUCCGGCUGUUUGUUCCAGUACAUUGUCUUCUGCAGAGAGCAGAAUGGCCCCCUACCUUACACGGGCACCUACACAGUCUGUGCUUAACACGCCUCCCCCAAAUAUUUCUUUACCACCACCCCCACCACUGUUAAAUUCAAACAGUCCUGAUCCUUCAGUUUUCCGUAAUAUAUCCACUGUUAGUGAUGGAUACUUGUCUUCUUCCAUUUCUUGCUCCUCUUCAACUGCAUCGCUUCAGUCUGCUAACACAGCAUUAGCCAUGAAGCUUGCAUCUCUGCAGCCCAAAGUGUCUCACCCUUCCUUCACAGUACAUCACCCACCUUUGCCACGCUCAGCGCUUGCUCAGUCAGCACCUCUCAUCCCUCAGUCCAGCACAAAUACAUCUGCAAUGUGGGUCACACUUGGCAUGCAGUCUCCUUAUGCUACACAUUUCUCUGGGGUUAAACCUCGCUAAGAACUCACGUACUUUAUCGGUCUUAUAAGGUAAUUAGGAAUUCUACCUCAAAACAAUGUGACCUAUGCAAGGACGAUGUGGACCAACUUCAUCCACUCCCAUCAAACAAAGGUGCUUGAGUGGCCUGCAAACAUUGUUUUGCUUCUUUACUACUGGAAAAUAAAAGCAAAUACAUUUUACUGUGAAUUGGUUUUAGUGUUGCUGCAAAACAGUUGGCUCCUGUUGUAAAAUGUUUUAGAAACUAUAUUUAUCUUUUUUUCCAAGUGAUUGGGACGAGUCAUUGUUCCAACAAGCCGAUUGAGGCUUUGAAGUGUGAAGCGCAGCGCACACCAGCAUUCAUUUGUUAGCCUGCUGUUGGUGCUAUUUUAACCACCAAAAACUGUGCCUCUGUGGAUUCUGUUCCCUGGUGCUUAUUCUGAAGGGUUGAAAGCAGAAUAGCUGCGACCAGUUUCUCAGCAACAAGUGAUAUUCUUGUAAUAUUUUGCAUCACUUGUUAACAGAUUGGUACUUGAUGCAAAUAUUGCUCAGCCUUCUUCAGUUUACUUUAUACAAGUACAAUCCGGCUCUUCUCUUCCACCGUCUCUGAUCUUUUGUAUGUUAAGUGGUCAUUCAUGAUAACACAGAAAAAUACUGUCAUCACUGUCUUUUUGUCAUUAAUUUAAUGGUGUUUCAUGUCACUGUAAAUUGCAAUUAAGCAAUGUAAACUAAUACCAUUAGAUAAAGAUUUGUUAUACAUUUGGGUUAUUGCUGUGUAAUUUUAAUUGUAAGCAAUAGCAGAUUUGAUUUUCUGGUUACCUUAGUACACAGUGAAGUGUAAAUUAUAUCAAUUUCUACACAUUUUGUUCAAGUAUGUAUUUAUGUAUAAACAAAAUGUAAAAAGGCUGAAAUUUAAAAUGCAAUGGGAUUUCAUAGACUGUAGGUCAUAUUAAAAUAUAUUUAAAAUUUUCUUUUUCACAAAGUUUUAUACAUUCAAGUGGGACAUCUUUUACUAAUCCAGUUUUUAAAGUACCUCAAGUUUUUUAAUAUCCUUACAAAAGUAAACUCUGGUUCAAGAUUUCAAUAUUGGAUUGUGCUUGAAGCUAUGUUUUUUUUAUCAAAUUAUUUUAAAAAGCUAUCUUUUUUUAGAGGUCUGAAGCAGAGAAAUUACAGUAAUUUUAUGUAAUUAUAUUCACUAACCAAACUACAGUAAGACCAAUGCCAAGCAUUUUUGUAAUUAUAACAAAAUUAUUAAAUAAGUAACUGUGGGUGACUUAAAUACACAUGGGCCAGCAAAGAGCUGUGUUGUUUGUCUCGGUGGAGCUGAUUUGCAUGUCCUGUAUUUGCAGUACAGUACACAGGAACCCCUGUAUUUUUUAAAGCAUUAUCCAGCAUGUUCCAUAAAUGAAUAACGUAUAAAAUGAGUUGGGGGUGGGGGGGGGGGGUUGGUUCUGCUGACUGUUUUGAAACCACAUUGCAGUUUAAAAACUCUUCUUUUAUCUGAAAGAAUUAAUUGUUUCUGCUUUUGGGAAAUCCAAAAGAUUGUUUAGUUUUAGUGGUGGCUGUGUGGGAUUUUGAAUAUGUGACUGAGUAAUUGUAAUAAAAUGAAAGCUUAUAAAAGUGUCAGCAAAAAUAUUGGCUUUUUACAGUAUGAGGGCACUGUUUCUUAAGAGAAAUUGAGCUUGAUGGUCCUCCAGUGUGCAUGCACCUCGAUGCAUGACUAGCGCUAAAAGAGUGAUACAUUUCCUACAUGUGUUCAGUGCUACAUGGUGCACAUUUUAUUGUUUAAAUAGUAAGUGUUCAAGUGCAAACAUUAAUUGGACACCUUCCACUGGCUACCAGCUUUGGUGCAUUAAUCGUGUUAACCUUUACUUGAAACUCAUUUAUUCAAGUUUAAAACCCCAUAAUAUAAUACUUCCCUUACUCUCUUUCCUUUCUCUCUCCUGGCGUAUUCCUGGACAAGACCCCAUGAAUUGUCAUGAGAUAUUGAGAAAAGGAAAGAUGAUUGUCAUGAAGUCGUUUUUACCCCCUCCCUUUCUGAAAUAGCUAAGAGGGUAAUUGAACUAGGAAAUAGUUGACUAACAUUCGAUCUUUAGUCUGUUACUGGUACAGAUACAAUAGUUAUCAAGUAUUAUAAACUCUACUUUUGAGGUGCAAGUCAAAUCGUAUAAAAAUCCAGAGUACUGUUCUAUUGAAUAGACACUAAAACUGUAAGAAAUCUAAAUUAUUCAAGAACAUGGUGUUAAAUUGAAUUUCUGUAGAGGUCAGUGAGGUUGACUAUAGAUUGAUCAUUUGGGUAAUGUAUUCAACCACAAUUUCAUGGCAGUAUAUAUAUACACAAUUAUAUAAUAAGAUGAGCUUAUUAUUAUAAAUUUGACUUCAGUUUUGUACAAUGUGACAAAAUUCACACUAGUACUUGCUAGAUAGUUAGCCACCAGUAACUGAGUAUAACAUCAAACUAUGGCAGGAUAUUCUUAUAAGUAGCCUUAAAUUUAUAGGUAGAUUGAGAUUACAUGCUGUGAAAACUGAGCCAUAUAACUUAAUAGAAAUAAAGGUGCAUUUAUGUCAUUUUAUGUUGGUUUUUAGUAAUAAAACUGUUUUUUGGAAGCAGUCAAAAUCAAUUUGUACAAUCCAUUGGGGCACCUCUGUCAUGCAGAAACUGUAAAUGAGAUUGCUCCUUAAGAAUUGAACAUCUGUUGUGAUCUGUACACUAUUUAUCAAGUUCAGUUUACUGUAAGGAAUAUCUUCUGUACAAAGUAAUACUAUUAUUUUAAUAUAUAUAUUACCAAAAUGCCUGAGAUUAUAUUAGAAGCUAUUACAUAAUUUUCUCGAGUAUUCCCAAAUACUUGAGGACAUUUUAUGUUUGUUACAAAAUUGUAUAUUUAACUAGUUUGGAAAAAGGAAGCAGAACUUUUUCUGAACCAUCAGAAGGCACAGAUAUGUUUCAGCACUGUAAGGUAAUGUCCAUCAUAUGCUGGAUUUUAAAUAUUAAUUGUGUUUUAUCUGUCAUUCACUUCCCUACCUGUGUUUGAGGGUGUUUGAACAUGGCUUUACUUUCAAAAAUGCUUGUGUUGGGAGAAAUAUUUAACAUACAAGUACAUUUUGAUCCUUAUCGCACUGCAUUCUGAAUGAACAUUUAAAACUGUGUAUAUGUAAAUAUCUAAAUUCAUGUUAUGUAAUUUUAUAGCUUCAUCUAAAUAGCGUUGCCUGUUUCAUCGGAGUGUAGAUAUUAGAUUUAUUUAAAAUUAACCACACAGUUAAUCCAAAUUAAACUGCAAUAAAUUCCAUAAAUAUUAUUUUUGCGAUUGUGGUAUAUAAUAAAGGAGAUCACAACAUAUUGUUAUCACUCCUGAUAAUUCUGGGCACAUACUAUCCCCAAAAAGUUUACAGACAGGAGCUAGGAUUAUUAAUUUUGCAAAUUUCUUGAAUUGAAAAGUAAAUAACUCAGUUAUGAGGUGCCGCAGUCUGAAAUUCAAGUGUUGUUUCCUCUGGACUGUUGUUAUAAACUCCUUUCAGCUUUUGACACCUUUGGUUUUCAUCACUUUGUACAAUUUGAUCAGAAGACUACAUAUCCUGUGUAAGAUGGACGUUAUCUUUAAAUACACAAGUGGAGGAUGAAUAAGAUUUUCUUUGCACUUGUACCAUGCAGUCUGUCUUUUUGUGGCUAUAGCUUAUAUUGUACAAUGCUGCUUGGUGUGGAAGAAAAAGAAGUUGUCCUAAAUAAACAAUGUUAAGUAAAUACAUUCUGUGGUUGUCUAAAAACUCAGUGAAUAUACACAAUUUGUUCAAGUAUGUACAGAUGAGAAGCUGAUAUUGGCGUGUGACUAUUUUGGCAUGGCUGUAGAAUUGAAAUAUAAUUAAAUAUUUACUGGCUAGUUCAGUUGGCUUUUUCAAAUUUUUCAUGAUGUAGACGUGGUACAUAUGUGGUAGGGAAAGGGAUGGUUUUGUGAUUACAGUUGCCUAGUGCUUAUUACAUUUUGUGAAAUUUGUGAAGGUUAAAUGGCAAGCAUGCAAAAAAUUUUCAUUUUUGUAUGCAGUGUUAUAGUGGAACUGCUUUUAUUGUUUUUCUGCCAUUCCACCCCUUUCUAAAGUACUGUAAAUUUGGUUAAGUCGCAACUACUGCUAAAAUGUUUGGAGGAAUACGUUUUUCUUUGACCUGGCGUUUUUAUUUUGACAUUUUGUCCUCAGAUUGUUCUUGAAUUUUGUCUCCUGGUGUUUGCUUUGCCAAGAAAUUAUGCUUU
Molecule: messenger RNA, 9476 nt
Organism: Stegostoma tigrinum
Lineage: Eukaryota; Metazoa; Chordata; Chondrichthyes; Orectolobiformes; Stegostomatidae
Gene: dot1l
Product: DOT1-like histone H3K79 methyltransferase
Exons: 29
Coding region: 466-5259 (1597 amino acids)
Biological process (GO): DNA damage checkpoint signaling; regulation of transcription regulatory region DNA binding; DNA repair
Cellular component (GO): nucleus
Molecular function (GO): histone H3K79 methyltransferase activity
Source: RefSeq, a predicted model, not a curated record